AGCACUCGGGGGUGGAGGCCAGAAGCCGGCUGGACUGAAAGGGACGUCUCCUCUCCGAAGACUCUUCAAGAAAUCACAAUGUCAACCAACACAGACCUUUCUCUCUCUUCAUACGAUGAAGGUCAGGGGUCCAAGUUUAUUCGGAAAGCUAGGGAGACACCGUUUGUCCCCAUUGGAAUGGCCGGCUUCGCAGCGAUUGUUGCAUAUGGGCUCUACAAGCUGAAGAGCAGGGGAAACACGAAGAUGUCUAUUCACUUGAUCCACAUGCGUGUGGCAGCCCAGGGCUUUGUUGUGGGGGCCAUGACUCUUGGUAUGGGCUAUUCCAUGUAUCAAGAAUUCUGGGCCAAGCGUAAGCCUUAGAAGAGCUGCUGCCUUGGUCUGGGAAGUGCUUGCUUUAGUUAGACGUCUCAUAUUGAGGUUACAUGUUUGUGUCUGCAAUAAAUAACAUAUGGUUUAGACAAAACACAGUAUUGAAUGUUGGUUUACUUUCUGGCCAACUUGAUUUGCCUGGUGACCAGAUUGUUAGUGACUGAUUCACUAACUAGGUCGCUAAGGGGGUCAGGGUAACACAGAAGAAAUCUGUCACCUGAAAGUACUUGGUCACAGUGCUUUCCUUACACCCUUAUGAUGAAAGUCACUGUAAGAAGGGCUGCUGGCAGUCCAGGCACACCCUGUGUGCAGAGUCGGCCAUGCUUUGGGAGGGUGUCAGGAAAGAGUCAUUUACUUUGUCUGCCUGUGGGCUGACUUCAGAACUUCAGGUCUUAAGGUUUGCUGGCUUCUGAAAACACUUUCUAAAGAGCCCAUGAAAUAUAAAUAUAACUAACUUAGAAAGCCCUGUACCUCAGUAGGAGGGAGCGCGUGUGUGUGUGUGUGCGCGUGUGUGAGUGUGUGUAACAACCCAGAAAGCUGGUAAGAGCUGCAGAGAGGCAGUGUUUAUUAGAUUCACACUUAGACACUGAUUGUGGGUUCUGGUUUAGCUCUUUUAUAAUUGUAAAGUUAUAUUUUUGCUGCUUUGUAAUAGGAUAAUUCUUAAGCAUCAUCUUAAAAUAGAGGUAUUUUGUUUCUUUUUUGUGGUGCUGGGCAUUAAGUGCAGGGUCUCACAUAGGCUAAGCAAGUGCUGUGCACUGAGUUGAACCCCAGCAGAAGUAGGUGCUGCAAGUGUAAAACAAGGCUAAAGGGCCUAAUGCACCCAGCCUGUGCAGGCCGCGUGGCCACCGUCUAUAAGGCCAUGGCUAUUAAAGUACCGAAGGUGAGAGGUGAACGGUGGGCGGGCUGGUUUUUCCAAUAUUUACAUACAAAUUUGGAUACACAGAAUAUUAAAUGCACUGUAAAAUCCCCCUGUCCAACCUGAACUUACAUUCCAUCCACAGUGCCAAGAUGGUGUAUGUAUUGUUAUUAAAAUAAGUCUGAACAUA
This is a messenger RNA of Rattus norvegicus (Norway rat), 1415 nucleotides long. RefSeq names its product HIG1 hypoxia inducible domain family, member 1A (gene Higd1a). Lineage: Eukaryota; Metazoa; Chordata; Mammalia; Rodentia; Muridae. The record is from RefSeq and is marked provisional. Gene Ontology annotation, cellular component: mitochondrial membrane; mitochondrial inner membrane.